CCUCUCCUAAUAGUUAUUUCACACACAUCAAUGGAUUCCAAACCAACCGGUUUAGCUGUUGCUAUCUUUUUACUCCUCUCCAUCCAAAUCCUUUACCCAGCUGGUGUCGCAGGGGACAUAACCGGAGUAUGUUACGGCCGAAACGGCAACAACCUCCCGACGCCGUCAGAUACGGUAGCUUUAUACAAGACCAACAACAUAGACGCAAUCCGUAUGUACGAGCCAUUCGCCGACAUGCUUGAAGCCCUCCGUGGCUCAGGUCUCUCGGUCAUGUUUGGUCCACGAAACGAAGAAAUCCAGUCCCUAGCACAAAACCCAGCAGCCGCAACUAACUUCGUCUCCACCUGGAUCACACCGUACAUAAACGACGUCUCCAUCAAAUGGAUCACGAUCGGCAACGAAGUCUUCCCAGGAGACAUCGCUCCAUUCGUACCCGCCGCUAUCAGAAACGUAAACGCCGCGCUUACGAGUUCCGGCAUCACGGGAAUCUCCGUCACGACGGUUUUAGCGAUGACCGCUUUGGCCAAUACAUAUCCACCGUCAGCCGCAACGUUCCUCCCUGACCUAACCGAGAUCAUGACUGAGAUCUCAUCGAUACUCUCUCAGACGAACUCGCCGCUCAUGGCCAACGUGUACCCUUACUUCGCAUACGCGUCGGAUACAAACGACAUCUCGCUAGACUACGCGAGUUUCAAGUCCCAAACACCUAUAGUGAUCGACGGUGAUUUGCAGUACAGCAACAUGUUCGCAGCAAUGGUCGACGGAUUCAACGCGGCGUUGGAGAAGAUUAACGCUGGAAACGUGGUGGUGAUGGUGGCGGAAACUGGGUGGCCGACGGAGGGAAAUGAACCACACACGAGCGUUGAUAACGCCAAGGCCUAUAAUACGGGGAUUAUGACAUGUGGGGGAUCUGCGCGGAUGAGGACGCCUCGCCGCCCUUAUACGCCGGUGGACGUGUUUUUGUUUGCAAUGUUCAGGGAGAAUCAGAAGGAUGGUCCGGUGGAGCAGAGCUUCGGAAUCUUCUCACCUGAUAUGACUCCAGUUUACGACAUCUUUUGUCAUUAUUAGACUUGUUUUUUUUUCCGCUUAUUGUUAGAUUAAAAUACU
This is a messenger RNA of Camelina sativa (false flax), 1107 nucleotides long. RefSeq names its product putative glucan endo-1,3-beta-glucosidase GVI. The record is from RefSeq and is a predicted model, not a curated record. Gene Ontology annotation, molecular function: hydrolase activity, hydrolyzing O-glycosyl compounds. Gene Ontology annotation, biological process: carbohydrate metabolic process. Lineage: Eukaryota; Viridiplantae; Streptophyta; Magnoliopsida; Brassicales; Brassicaceae.